AUGGCGAAAAACUCAAAGCCCCAGACCAACAAGUUGGCGCUGGGUGGACCUGACGAUCUCUUGUUUGAAUUGGAUACGGUGCAGCAGCCUCAGUAUGAAAAGGGCCAGUACCGUGAAUACUUGUUGACUUCCACGCCUGAGUACAUCACCAAGUCACGUACGGUUUCUGGCAAGGAAUACGUUUUGCUUGGUCUUCUUUUCGUUGCCGGCUUGUAUGUGCGUUUGCAGAACUUGGGCCACCCCAACUCGGUGGUGUUUGACGAAGUCCACUUCGGUGGUUUCGCUAAGAAGUACAUCAAGGGUGCUUUCUUCAUGGAUGUUCACCCUCCUUUGGCUAAGAUGCUCUUUGCUGCUGUGGGCCUGCUUGCUGGCUUCAAGGGUGACUUUAGCUUUACCCACAUUGGCGAUGUUUUCCCUGACUCGGUGCCUUAUGUCGUCAUGAGAGCCUUCCCUGCUGUUUUGGGCUUGGCUACGGUGUUCCUUUGUUACUUGACCUUGCGUGCCUCUGGUGUGCGUCCAAUUGUGGCCUUCACUACCGCUGGUGCUCUUUUGGUGGAAAACUCCUUUGUCACCAUCUCCAGAUACAUUUUGCUCGACUCUCCACUCGUGUUCUUCAUUGCCGCAGCUAUCUACGCGUUCAAGAAGUUCGAGGUCCAGCAGCCUUUCUCCUUGAACUACUUCCGUUCCCUUUUGCUGUGCUCGCUUGCUUUGGGUAUGGCUUUCAGUUCCAAAUGGGUCGGAUUGUUCACUAUCGCAUGGGUUGGCAUCUGCUGUGUCAUCCACAUGUGGUUCCUCAUUGGUGACUUGAGUGUUUCUCCAAAGGCUGUCUGGAAACACGCCUUUUCCCGUGCUUCCUUCCUUUUGGGUGUCCCAAUCGCAUUGUACUUGUUCGUCUUCAGCAUCCACUUCAAUGUCUUGACUAACGAUGGUGAUGGUUCUGCUUUCAUGACCAGUGGCUUCCGUGCUGGUUUGGCUGGCUCCCUUGUGCCAAGACAGACCACCGCCCAGGUUGGUUACGGUUCGCUCGUGUCCAUCCGUCACGUCAACACCAGAGGUGGUUACUUGCACUCUCACAACCACAUGUACCCAACCGGUUCCAAGCAGCAGCAGAUCACCUUAUACCCACACUUGGACACCAACAACGAAUGGUUGAUUGAACCUUACAACAGAUCCAUCCCAGCUGAGUUCGUUCAGCUUAAGGAUGGUGAUAAGGUCAGACUCGUGCACGUUAACACCAAGAGAAGAUUGCAUUCCCACGACGAGAAGCCUCCAGUGAGCGAGCGUGACUGGCAAAAGGAAGUUUCUUGUUACGGAUACGACGGCUUUGGUGGUGACGCUAACGAUGACUGGAUCUUUGAGGUUGUCAAGCACAAGACCAAGGGCAGAGCCCAGAAGGAGAUUAGAUCCAUCGAGACCAUUUUUAGAUUGAGACACGCCAUGACUGGUCACUACUUGUUCUCCAGUGAGACCAAGUUGCCAGGUUGGGGUUUCGAACAACAAGAAGUCAGUGCCGCUGGCCAAGGUGCUAGACCAUUGACCCACUGGUACAUUGAAACCAACAAUGCUGAGCAGAGAUUGCCUGCUGACCAGAGAGAGAUUGCCAGAUACCAGCCAUUGAGCUUCUGGGAGAAGCUUAUUGAAUCCCACAAGACCAUGUGGAAGAUCAACCAGGGUUUGACUUCUCACCACAACUGGCAAUCCAGCCCUCAGGACUGGCCUUUGUUGUUGCGUGGUAUCAACUACUGGGGCAAGAACCACACCCAGGUUUACUUCCUUGGUAACCCUGUUGUCUGGUGGACUGCCUCUGCCGCUUUGGUCGCUUUCAUCAUUCACGCCGGUAUUUCUGUCUUGAAAUGGCAGGUCGGUAAGCUGAUUGCUGGUUCCAAGGACGUCUACCACUUCAACUACCAUGUCUUCACCUACUUCCUCGGCUGGUUCAUCCACUACGCCCCAUUCUUCAUCAUGGGUAGACAAUUGUUCUUGCACCACUACUUGCCAUCGCAAUACUUUGCCAUUUUGUCUCUUGGUCACUUGUUCGAGUUGCUCGUUUCCAGCUCGUUCUUUGGCAGAAAAGGUGCUAACGCCUUGGUUGCCUACUUGGGUGCCGCUGCCACUAUCUACUUCUACUUCUCGCCAUUGAUCUACGGAAACCAGUGGACUAAGAGCAAGUGUGCCUCUACCAAGUGGGUUUCUUCUUGGGACUACGACUGUAACACCUUCCUCGACAAUGCUGCCCAGUACAAGUCCUUGGAGAGCUCUGUUGCCCAAAGCACCUUGUCCAACCCACUGACUGUUGUCGUCAACGAGGCCAAGGAGACCCCAAGAGCUGUCAAGCAGGAAGCCCAGAAGGAGCAGCAGGAGCUGGAGGUUGAGAGCUUUGAGGAACCACCAGCUGCAGAGACCCACAAGGGCCCAUUGCCAGACUUCUUGAGAGACGAUGAGGAGGCUCCAGUCGGCGAAUUGGUCGAUGAGGCCACAGGAAACAAGGGAGAGCCUCAGGCCGUUCCUGAGGACCCAGCUCCAUCUGAGGGUGACGAGAAUGGAGUUGUCGCAGACGAUGUGGUUGUGGAGGACGUUGUCGUCGAGGAGGUUGCCCAACCAGUCAACUAA
Candidozyma haemuli is the source of this 2610-nucleotide messenger RNA. RefSeq names its product dolichyl-phosphate-mannose-protein mannosyltransferase (gene PMT1). Gene Ontology annotation, biological process: protein O-linked glycosylation via mannose. The transcript has a single exon. The record is from RefSeq and is a predicted model, not a curated record. Gene Ontology annotation, cellular component: membrane; endoplasmic reticulum. NCBI's taxonomy places the organism in Eukaryota, Fungi, Ascomycota, Pichiomycetes, Serinales, Metschnikowiaceae. The coding region runs from base 1 to 2610 and encodes 869 amino acids. Gene Ontology annotation, molecular function: dolichyl-phosphate-mannose-protein mannosyltransferase activity.